Molecule: messenger RNA, 1563 nt
Organism: Lachnellula hyalina
Lineage: Eukaryota; Fungi; Ascomycota; Leotiomycetes; Helotiales; Lachnaceae
Product: WSC domain-containing protein
Exons: 7
Coding region: 1-1563 (520 amino acids)
Biological process (GO): cellular response to oxidative stress; hydrogen peroxide catabolic process; response to reactive oxygen species
Molecular function (GO): peroxidase activity; heme binding
Source: RefSeq, a predicted model, not a curated record
AUGGUUCCCUCAUUCAGGCCUCUUGGGCUCCUCCCACUUCUAAUGUUUAGUACUGGAAGUUUUUCACAACUCAAUGGUAUUGAUAUGCGGGACAGGAUGGAAGAGAUGGAGCAUAUAUGGGUUGACAAUAACGGGGCCAAUACUGAUGGAUUCGUGGGUGCUGUGUCGCCUUGCUCGAACUACGUUGGUCCCAACGGACAAAACAGAGGAGAGCAGAGUUCGGCACAGUGGGUGCGAUUCGUGUUCCACGAUAGUGUUACUGCGAACCUGGCCGCUGGUACUGGCGGAGUGGAUGCAUCUUUGGGGUUUGAGUCCGACCGACCUGAAAACCUGGGGUUGUUUGUUAAUGAUACUCUGCGAUUCAUGUCUCCAACGGUCUCUGCGUACACUAGCAUGUCUGACAAUAUCGCCUUGGGAUUGAUUGCCUCUUUAGCAGAGUGUGGAGGUACCACUACUGGUAUUCCGUUGCGGGUUGGAAGGAUUGAUGCUGAGGAAGCCGGUCCUGCGGGUGUUCCGGAGCCGACUACGGAUUUGAAGACCACUUUGGCCCAGUUUGCAGCUGCUGGGUUCAAUCAAAGCGAGACUAUUGCCUUGACAGCUUGUGGCCAUUCGUUGGGCCGCAUUCAUUUCUCUAACUUUCCUGACAUUGUGGAUGCAAGUGCUGUGACAUCUACAAACAUCAACGGCGGUGUGGGUUUCGAUGCUACCCCGGCUGUUUUCGACAACGCCGUCGUGACCGAUUAUAUAGGAGGCACUGGAGCGCAAGGUGGUCUUCUUGUCACGGCCGGCAACGUCAGCGAUCGAUCUGAUUUCCGACUUUACGUAUCGGACAACAACGUCACCAUGCAAGCCCUUUCGGUAGAAGCUACUUUCCAGUCCCAAUGCAACAGCCUCUUCGAACGCAUGAUCAACACAGUUCCGGCCGCGGUCACUCUCUCAGACCCCAUCACGCCAAUGACGUGGAAGGCAGUCGAUAUCGGUCUCGAUAUCACCCCCACGGGCGCGGUGUCCAUUUCUGGAUAUAUCCGCAAUCUCUACUACGCUACCGCUCCUCCCACCGUCGUCUACUACGACACAUCCACAGCCAACGGCACGCUCUCCGCUGUGGAAGUCACGACUACAGCACUUAGCUCUGGCACGUCGAUCUUCGGAUACACAGUCUACUACGGCUUCAACAACACGAUCGCGUCGCCCGGCACAACCUCGCUUAACUUCGAGGGCAUCUCCUAUCCCGUCAACGAUGAAAUAUUCAUCCUCACCGCCCAAUCCACCUCCUCGCGUUCAGACUUCGUCCUCAAAGCCGCGGCGCUGACUUCUCUGACUUCGGGCUUGGGAUCCAUGACCGGUGUGCUGUAUGUGCCGGAGAGACAGCAGGGGACGGUGGUUAACAAGAUUGUAAACACGACGGUUCCGAUGACGGCGUAUGCCACGGCUGGGAAUUACACGCUGUUCUCUUCGGGCAGUGUGGCGGUACAGAAUACGCGCAGUGUGAUUGCGAAAGUGCUGCUGGGGGAUUCGGCUAGUCGGACUGUGAAGGGUGAUCUCUUUGCCCAAGGAGCCUAG